GUCAACCGCUAGAUAGCUUCGAUGUGACGUAGAACGCAUAUUGUGCAACAUGCUGGUGGAAAUGUGAACUAGGUGCCAUCGAGGUAAAGAAAGAAUUUGUUGUCAAAGCAUAACAAUUGAAGAUCUUGUUGACUGCGCCUUGUUAUACUGCUAAGGAUGGCUGUUCGUAUCCAGUUUGAAGGAAGUAACGAAGUUGGGGUGUUUUCCAAAUUAACGAAUUCUUACUGCCUAGUUGCUAUUGGAGGAUCUGAGAAUUUUUAUAGUUUAUUUGAAGGCGAAUUAGGUGAAGCAGUACCUGUUGUACACGUUUCCCUUGCUGGUUGUCGCAUAAUUGGGCGUAUGUGUGUUGGAAACAAAAAUGGUUUGAUUGUUCCAAAUUCUACCACUGACCAAGAAUUACAACAUAUCCGUAACAGUCUACCAGAUUCUGUUCAUGUGCAAAGAGUUGAAGAAAGACUGUCAGCUUUAGGCAAUGUAAUAGCUUGUAAUGAUUAUGUUGCUCUUGUUCAUCCAGAUCUUGACCGGGAAACAGAAGAAAUUAUUACUGAUGUGCUGAAAGUUGAAGUAUUUAGACAGACUAUUGCUGAUAAUGUUCUAGUUGGAAGCUAUUGUGCCUUCAAUAACCAAGGUGGUCUUGUCCAUCCGCGCACAACAGUUGAAGACCAGGAUGAAUUAUCUUCAUUACUUCAAGUUCCUUUAGUGGCUGGUACAGUAAACCGAGGCAGUGAUAUUAUUGGUGGAGGAAUGGUUGUUAAUGAUUGGGCAGCCUUCUGUGGUCUUGACACAACCAGUACAGAAAUAUCAGUGAUAGAAAGUGUCUUUAAGUUAGGAGAGGGAGCACAGCCAACCAAUAUUACAACCAGCAUGCGUGAAUCCUUGAUUGAUAGUUUGGCAUGAUCAGAUAUUUUGUGAUUAAGAAACCAACUGUUGUGGGAAUAUAAUGCUGAUGCUUUGGUCUAUUGUAUAAAGCUGCCAUAAAAGAUCAAGCUGUUUAGAUUGUUUCCACCGUUGCAUCUUCAAUGUCUAGUGAUGCCAAAGCCAACACAAUAUUCUUCUCAAACUUUGCCCAUCGGACAUAUUUCCUAUUUGCUCCAUUAAUUCCAAGGUUUGUCUAAUGUAUGAUAUUCCCAUUGGUUAUUGGAAUACAAUCAUUUCAUGAUUAUUAAUAAAUCUAUGAAUAUC
This is a messenger RNA of Octopus bimaculoides (California two-spot octopus), 1182 nucleotides long. RefSeq names its product eukaryotic translation initiation factor 6. Gene Ontology annotation, molecular function: ribosome binding. The record is from RefSeq and is a predicted model, not a curated record. Lineage: Eukaryota; Metazoa; Mollusca; Cephalopoda; Octopoda; Octopodidae. Gene Ontology annotation, biological process: cytosolic ribosome assembly.